Molecule: messenger RNA, 4633 nt
Organism: Oreochromis niloticus (Nile tilapia)
Lineage: Eukaryota; Metazoa; Chordata; Actinopteri; Cichliformes; Cichlidae
Product: protein NLRC3-like
Molecular function (GO): protein binding
Source: RefSeq, a predicted model, not a curated record
CAAGGAAAUGUUUUUCCUUGUGUUGUAAAAAAAACAAAAACCCAACAACUUUAUUCCCAAAAAGAGAAUUUACAGAAACAAGAUAAACUGACAGGAGGCGGUUUGGUGUGUGUGCUGGCACAGUCGACAGAGCGUGGAGGAGACGAGGAGAGCUGUGCAGGGCAUUAGAGGAGCGCUGCAUGACUGCUACAUAGCAGCCUUCAUCAUGCUCCUCUGGCAUGUUUCUGAGCAGAUUGUCAGAAUCAGACCGCAUGUAGCAGGGCCCGGGCUCACAGCACAGUGCAGCAGAGGACACCACAACCAACAGUCCAGCUCUGGUGGAUGAGAGCAGGUUCACACUGAGCACAGGAGACAGGUGAGAGUCUGGAGACGCAGCGGUGAACGUUACGAUACCUUCAGGCUCAUCCAGCAUGACUGGUUUAGCUGGAUAAAGUCUUCAAACCCAGUCUCAGGUCUGAUGCUGCUGCAGUAGGCCCUCGUGUAGCCGGGGUGUGUAGUGAGUUUCUGAAAGAUGAUGACACUCAUGGUCCCCAGACUUGAACCCAAGGAGAACCUCUGGGAGGUUCAUGCACCUGAUGCUGAAAAACAGAACUGCAGACUGCAGCACGCACAGAUGCACUGGUCCAUGUCUGGGAGGAGAUCACCCCUAAAACACCGUCCAUCAUCUCAUCAGGAGCAUGCCAAACUAACUGAAAACUUAUGGGACAAUUUGAUUUGGAAUCCAGCAGUUAAAGAGUCGAUUCAGUUUCCACUCAUCAGUGUUAUUUUAUUCAACAUACGUCAGCAAAGAUUGUCAACCUUAACAUUUCAUUCAUUUGUGUUCCUCAGCAGCAUUCACACACGCAGGCAUGGAUGUGUGAAUGUGUGCAUUUUUAAAUGUUAUACAGACUGACAGAAACCAAAAUGGUCUAAUGGAAGGCUGUUGAUUUCCUUCGUGUCCAAUUAAAUUCAUGGAUUUUAACAGAUUUCAGAACUUCCUGCAUCCGCUGCUGGGAAGAAGUGUAGUGGCAAUUACUCAGUCUUUGACUAAAAUCCUUUUUACAGUUCGUCUGUAGAUGUCACAGUUUUAUGUUUGGAGUCUGUGGGAAACACACGGUUAGGAGUCACGUGGUGGGUGGCUUCCUCCGUGACCAGACACCACAUCUGCGCUGCACAUGGAGGAGGAGGGUGGGGGUCUGUUCUGACCUUCAGAGCGAAACAAACCUCGGCUGCUAACGCGAUUUAUCCCGCAGAUAAAAUCAAGCUGUGCCCCUACAAACACACACACCUGCAGGUGAAGGGCAGGUAACCACAGCAGUGCCAGCUGCACGCUCACUGUCACACCUAUGCUCAGAUGUACACACACUGUGAGGACACUCACGUGAGCCAGACUCAGGUGAAGUUGCAGCUGAGGGAGCAGAACAGAGCACAACCAGGCCGUCAAUAAGGGGGGCUAAGGCUAAACCAUGGCCCCUUCUCAACGGUUUUUGACCAAUCAGAGGCGGAUCUUCUGCCUACUCCUGCCAGCCUGGGCACACCUGGGUACCUGAGGUGAUUAACCCACCUGUUUCUGAACUUGUGAUCUGCCGCUCACUACUGAGGCUUGAGGAAGACGUCCAUUUAAAGCCAGACUGUUAAUAAAGACCUGUUAGUGAGAUUGGUGCCUCAGUAUGGACAUGUCUUGAGGCAUGCUCAAUCAUCCAGGUAUCUGGACCUGGGGUGUGAGUUACCUAAAAAGGAGGAUUAAGGAUCUGUUGAACUGGCGGAGUGUUGUAGCUGAGGAGUUAUGGAUCAGACGGCUUGAAGGUUCUGCUAUCACUGACAACUUGAUGUUCUAAUUGGAAAAAACAAAAACGCACUGAACUUGGAUUCCGAGUCUGCGUUUUGAGUCAGAAAACCUCAAACAUGACAGAUAAGUUUCCUUAGAAGCCAGAGUGUGCAGCAUGCAGAUGACCUGAUGGAUCCAAAAAUGAAUAACUCCAGUGCAUCCUCCAACAAGAAAAGGCAUCAGGACAAUUCUACGUCCACUGUGUCCAUGAAGAGUGGUCACUCAAUGCCUGAACCAUGUAGUUUUGAACAUUCUUCCUCAAAAAAGACAGAUCUUGGAGCCGGAACCGAGUCUGCUAGUUUUCCAUGUAACCAUAACAAUCCUCAAGAUUUGGACUCCAUAUUUGCAUUACUUCAGGAGAAUAUUAUAGCCUUUGUAAAGAAUGAACUGCAGAUGAUUCAGAGGGUUUUGAGUCAAGGAAACUCUGACUAUUUAGAGACUCAGAAGAAGCACGAGGAGGUGGGAGAUUUUGGUGAAGAAAAGCAGAUCAGGAUCAGGAGAACAGCUUUUCUUAAGAUCACACUGCAGUUCCUGAGGAGACUGAAUCACAACAAACUAGCUGAGUCCCUCCAGAGCAAAACUAACACAAUGAACUGCCAGCAGAAACUCAAAUGUAAUCUGAAGAAGAAAUUCCAGGUUUUGUUUGAGGGAGUUGCUAAAGCUGGAAAUCCAACACUCCUCAAUGAGAUCUACACAGAGCUCUACAUCACAGAGGGAGAGACUGGAAACAUCAAUGAUGAACAUGAGAUCAGACAGAUUGAAGCAGUAUUUAGGAAAGCCACAACAGAAAUGACAAUCAAAUGUGAAGAUAUCUUUAAAACUUCAUCUGAAAGAGAUGGGCCAAUCAGAACAGUGCUGACAAACGGAGUAGCAGGCAUUGGGAAAACAGUCUUAACACAGAAAUACACUCUUGACUGGGCUGAAGACAAAGCCAAUCAGGACAUUCAGUUUAUAUUUCCAUUUACUUUUAGAGAGCUGAAUGUGCUGAAAGAGAAAAAGUUCAGCUUGAUGAAACUUCUUCAUCACUUCUUUUCUGAAACAAAAGGAACAACCUAUAACUAUGACAAGCCUCAAGUUGUGUUCAUCUUUGAUGGUCUGGAUGAGUGCCGCCUUCCUCUGGACUUCGAAAAAAAUAAAACCCUGACUAAUGUCAGAAAGUCGACUUCACUGGAUGUGCUGCUGACAAACCUCAUCAGUGGUAAGCUGCUUCCCUCCGCUCGCCUCUGGAUAACCACACGACCUGCAGCAGCCAAUCAGAUCCCUCCUGAGUAUGUUCACAUGGUGACAGAGGUCAGAGGGUUCACUGAUCCACAAAAGGAGGAGUACUUCAGGAAGAGAUUCAGAGAUGAGCGACAGGCUAGCAUUGUCCUCAGCAAUAUCCAGACAUCACGAAGCCUCCACAUCAUGUGCCACAUCCCAGUCUUCUGUUGGAUCACUGCUACAGUUCUGGAAGAUGUGCUGAAAACCAGAGAGGGAGGACAGCUGCCCAAGACCCUGACUGAGAUGUACAUCCACUUCCUGGUGGUUCAGGCCAAAGUGAAGAAGGUCAAGUAUGAUGGAGGAGCUGAGACGUAUCAAUACUGGAGGAAGAUGACUGAGUCUUUGGGAAAACUGGCUUAUGAUCAGCUCCAGAAAGGAAACCUGAUCUUCUAUGAAUCAGACCUGACAGAGUGUGGCAUCGAUAUCAGAGCAGCCUCAGUGUACUCAGGAGUGUUCACACAGAUAUUCAAAGAGGAGAGAGGACUCUACCAGGACAAGUUGUUCUGCUUCGUCCAUCUGAGCGUUCAGGAGUUUCUGGCUGCUCUUCAUGUCCAUCUGACCUUCAUCAAGUCUGGAGUCAAUCUGCUUUCUGAUGCACAAUCUAAAUCCAAGUUGUCUGAACUGUUAUUUAAGGACAACGCAGCUACAAAGUUUUACCAGAGUGCUGUGGACAAAGCCUUGCAGAGCCCAAAUGGACACCUAGAUCUCUUCCUCCGUUUCCUCUUGGGUCUUUCACUGGAAACCAACCAGAGUCUCCUGCAAGGUUUGCCAAGGCAGCAAGACAGUUGCUCAAAACCUAAACAGAAAACAAUCCAAUACAUCAAAAAGAUGAUAACAAAAGUCUCUUCACAGAGAAGCAUCAAUCUGUUUUACUGUCUGAAUGAACUGAAUGACAGUUCUCUAGUGGAGGAAAUUCAAAAAUCACUGAGAUCAGGAAGACUCUCCACAAAUGAACUAUCACCUGCUCACUGGUCAGCAUUGAUCUUCAUCCUACUGUCAUCUGAAGAAAAUUUCAAUGUGUUUGACCUAAAGAAAUACUCUGCUUCAGAAGAGGCUCUUCUGAGGCUGCUGCCAGUGGUCAAAACCUCCAGCACAGCUCUACUAAGUGACUGUAAACUGACAGACAGAAGCUGCUUAUUUCUGGCAAACAUUUUUAACUCCCCAUUGUGUAAUUUGAUUGAACUAGACCUUAGUAACAACAACCUCCAAGACUCAGGAGUGAUCUCACUCUGUGCUGGACUGCAGAAUCCAAACUGUCAACUGAAAACUCUCAGGUUGGACCAAAACAGCCUCACAAAUGCAUGCUGUCAGGAUCUCUCAUCAGUCCUCAGCACCCAGUCCAGUCUGAGAACUCUGUCCCUGAAUUAUAACAAGCUGCAGGAUUCAGCAGUGAAGCUGCUUUCUGAUGGCUUGUCCAGUCCACAGAGUAAACUCCAAAUUCUCAGGUUGGAAAAAAACUACCUCACAAAUGUAUCCUGCCAGAUACUCUCAUCAGUCCUCAGCACCCAGUCCUCCAGUCUGCAAACUCUGUCCCUGAAUUAUAAUCUGCUGCAGGAUCAGGGGUGA